AUGGAGAGACUCUGUGAGGAUCUUGUCUCGGGCAUCCUUUUAUGCUUGCCGACCAAAUCCGCUGUCCGAUUUAGAUGUCUGAGCAAGUACUACGAUGAAGUUGUGUCUGAGCCUAAGUUUGCUACCAAUCAUGCUCUGCGGUCGAAACCUGAUCAGGUACAAGGUCUUCUUCGGUUUACAGGUAGGAUGCCAGAUAAAAUACUCUACUAUUCUUUUCAUUCAAAACCAAAUGGUAGCGUUCCUGAAGUUGUUCCCGUCAAUUUUCAAAUCAUGGCUUCUUGCAAUGGCCUUAUUCUAGGUGUCUCUGAUUCUGAUCUUGCUGUUUGUAACCCUAUUGUACCUGAUAGCGUUCAGAUUAUACCAAAACUUGAAACCCCAUAUGGUAACAGUGGUUUAGGUUUGGCUUAUGACCCAAUUGGUUUCUCUUCACUUGAUUUCAAGGUAGUUCAUAUUUAUAAAAGAGAAUCCGUGCAUCUGCCAGAAAAUACAGAUGUUUAUUGUUUUGAGAUAUUUGAUUCAAGUGCAAACUCAUGGAGAGAAUCUAAACGCAAGCUGUUCUUGAGAAAUUCAACUCAACUGCAACCUCAUUUUUAUGCGCUGAAAGGUCAAGCAGUGUACUUGAAUGGACUUUUGCACUGGUUCAGGGCCUGUGGUGAUAUUCUUGUAUUUGAUGUAGAAAAAGAAGAAACUACACUCAUUGGUAUGCCUCCAAUACUGCGAAAAGCAUGGCGUCAGAAUCAAAAUUCUUCAUGGUUCGGCGCUGCAGACUGUUUUCUUUAUGUGGUGUAUGUUUCCAGGAGACAAACUUUGACGUGGGUUCUUCUGGAUUCUGAAACCAGCAAGUGGGGGCUUGUCAGGAACAAUAUCAAAGGGUUAUCAAGAGUGUCUCAUCCCAUUUUCUUUGAUGGUGAAAGGCUUGGUAUGAAAUGUGGGCCAAAGAAGAAAUUGUUGCGUUUGUUCCAUUUGAAGCAAGGGGAGUGGAAGAAAAUUGGCAGGUUACCAAGGACUACAAUCGAUGACAAAGCUACCGUGUAUGUUCCUUUCAUCCCUACCUUAGCUCCUCUCAACAGCGGUGAUCCUUCAAGUACUGGUGCACUUCAAAUCCUUCCGAAUAUGAAGCCGAUAAACAAGAAGUGCAAGAAAAGAAAACGAGACAGUGUCGACAGGAAGAAGGGCAAGAAGGAAAAACGUAAACCUUAA
Messenger RNA from Dovyalis caffra, 1200 nucleotides. The record is from the annotation of a GenBank genome assembly. NCBI's taxonomy places the organism in Eukaryota, Viridiplantae, Streptophyta, Magnoliopsida, Malpighiales, Salicaceae.